AAUUGAGUCUCUAACAUGGCACUUCUUCUGUUUUGUGCACAGGAUGGAGGUCUGCUGAUUAACAACCCCACAGCACUGGCUAUCCACGAGUGUAAGUGUUUGUGGCCUAACACGCCCUUGGAGUGUGUGGUCUCACUCGGUACGGGCCGCUGUGAAACUCCUGGCAAGAACAGCACCACCUACACAAGCCUAAAAACCAAGCUCACCCACAUCAUCAGCAGCGCCACAGACACUGAAGAGGUUCACACCAUGCUUGACGCCUUCCUUCCUCCCAACACUUAUUUCCGCUUCAACCCCUACAUGAGCGAAGAUAUCUCCAUGGAUGAGAACCGGCACGAAAAGCUCAAGUUGCUGCAGGCUGAGGGUAUCCGUUAUCUGGAGAGGAACGAGGAGAAGCUGAAGAAGGUCGCCCGCAUCCUCACCCAAGAGAAAACCUCCGUCCAGAGGACAGCUGAGUGGGCCAAGCUCAGGGCUGACAUGUACAACGGUCUGUCCUUUUACUCCUCCAAGCUUUAGAUCUAAUACAAACCACCUUUACCUCACUCUUCCUUUAUUCUAAAUUGCAAUGUAAUCUUACCAUGAUUAGUGUGUCAUAGUUGUUGCCUUCUUGACCUGUACCUCUGAAGAACAUUGUGUAAGUGCACAAGUAGGUAAUGUAUCUAACAUGCCAAACACUACGUCUUCCUCCUCACCUAUACUGUAUCCGGUUGCCUUUGCAGUUGGCAACACUCAACUUAACAUUCAAAGAAGAUGUGUCAAAUGACACGUGGAUUUGGGAACUCCCUAAAUAGGGAUCCACUGUCAGCUUUGCGUCUUACUUGAAGGAGCCCAAAGCAAUAGUUCAACAUUUUGGGGAAUACGUGUGUGUGUGUGUGUGUGUGUGUGUGUGUGUGUGUGUGUGUGUGUGUGUGUGUGUGUGUGUGUGUGUGUGUGUGUGUGUGUGGUGUGUGUGUGUGUGUGUGUGUGUGUGUGUGUGUGUGUGUGUGUGUGUGUGUGUGUGUGUGUGUGUGUGUCUUGCUCAGUCUUACAUGAGAAGAUGGAUACUACGCACAUGUCUGUAGAGUCUGAAAGACUGAAAAUUGGGAAACCGCUAGCCUGGCUCUGUCCAAAAUCUGCCUACUUAGCUGUUUCCCAUUUACAAACUUUAUGCGAAGCUAAGGUAACUGGUUACUAGCUCUAGCUACAUUUUUACCAUACAGAUACGAGAGUGGUAUCUAUCUUAUUGUCUAACUUUCGUCAAGAAAGCAAAUAAGCAUAUUUCCUAAAAUGUUGAACUAUAAAUGCUACUGUAGCAAGUAACAGUAUUUGCUGACUGUUUUACCAAGUCACCGCUUUUAACCACUUGAUUUUGUUUUAAAGAUUUGUUAUGAUGACCGGUAUCUGCUCACAAACCUGUGGUUGUUAAGCUAAGUUGCUAGCCUGUAACACUGUAAAACAGUAAUUUUAAAUAAAUUAUAUUACUUCAUUAUUUUUCUAAUCAAGGCCAAUUUGAGCAUCUAAUGCAAAUGACAUUUCUCAGUUGUUAUGAUUUAAAAUUUGCACAUUGAACAAUGCAGCUACUGGUCAACUGUGUAAUUGUAUGCUGAUUAUAGUGACAUUGGUACAUGAGGGCCUAAGUAUUACAGUGUUGCAUAUGUUGUAUGUAAAUGCAUGUCAUAUUUAAGAUUUUACACACAAAGAUAAGUAAACAUGUAACAAAUUGAAAAGACUUAAGUUGCAAUGAUUUACCUGUAAUAUUUCACUCUAAAAUAAAAUAAUAAUGAAAGCUGGGGUGGGCAAUUUAUUUCAGAAGCUUUUUUUUUUUUUUUUUUUAAAGCCGGUAUCUGUGGCUGUUGCAAGACUGUAGUAAGCACGGCCAAUUAUUUUAUUCGGACAGAAUAAAAUGAUUGGCUGCUGGGCUACCUGUCGCGCAUUCCCCCGGCUUUAAUAAUAAUGAUAAAUAUGAAGAGAAAGACCACAGUACGUAAGUAUCCAAAUGGAGCCUUGAUGUCAUAAGGAUGCAACUUUUAUGUAUUAUUUUAGCCUCCGAGUAUUUGAAGUUCACUUAUUUGAAACACAUCCUUGUGUGCUUGAUUGUUUGGUUUUAUGGAUCCCCCACAGGCUAUGCACAUUUUUCGCUCUGUCUUCAGUGUGCCCUCUUUCCCUUUGAUGCCUCUUCUUAAAAGCCUCUUUCACCCUUUCUACCAAAUACUGUGUUUCAUUCCCCCCUCUGCUAUACUAUAUAACAUUGGUGUAAAAAACAAAACAAAUCAUGCAUUUUUUAGCUGAAGGACUGGUUUAAAACAGAUAGAUGUGUAUUGAUUUGUUAUGGCUGAAAAUUAUCGUAAUGAUAUGUACUGCAAAAAAAAAUGCACUUGACAUUCAUUUCCAUGCCUAACCUGGUCAGUUACUAUAAAUGAUACAACAAUGUCGGUCACUCCCAAAGGACCUGCAGUAAAAUGCACACAGAUAUUACCCAGAUUAAUUUAAUUCCGCUGUUUUCCUGUUGGUCCUGUGUAAAGACUGUUUGAGAUUGUAUGUAAUUAAAAAAACAUCACUGC
Micropterus salmoides (largemouth bass) is the source of this 2540-nucleotide messenger RNA. Its product is annotated as calcium-independent phospholipase A2-gamma-like. Lineage: Eukaryota; Metazoa; Chordata; Actinopteri; Centrarchiformes; Centrarchidae. The record is from RefSeq and is a predicted model, not a curated record. The transcript is spliced from 2 exons. Bases 16 to 516 code for a protein of 166 amino acids. Gene Ontology annotation, biological process: arachidonate metabolic process. Gene Ontology annotation, cellular component: membrane.